AUGAAGGAAAUCAGCGAGGGAUUGUUUCUGGGGAACAUUGACGAUGCGGUCUCGCGUCUCGUGGGCCGCCAUAGCCAUAGCUCCAAAAUCUCCCAUGUUUUAUCAGUAGCAAACAUACAUUUGAGCGACAAAGCGAUUGAGACGCGCAGCCAAAUCACAAGGAAGGAGAGGAAGCAAAUGGCGAAGCGCGAUUUGGUGAGAAAGGAGGUGCCUCUUGUCGAUUCGGAGACACAAAACAUCCUGGAGCGCUUGGAGGAGUGCCUGGAUUUCAUUGAGCACGGCCGCCAACACGGUGGCGUGCUCGUCCAUUGCCUCCAAGGAAUCUCUCGCAGUGCUUCCAUAGUCACGGCUUAUCUUAUGAGAAGCGAGAGACUCUCCGUGAAAGAUGCACUUGCUUCUCUACGGCUGCAUAACGAAAUGAUCUGCCCGAAUCCCGGAUUUAUGCACCAGCUGGAGCUGUUUUACGAGAUGAAGUUCACUGUGGACAAGGACAGUCCCUUUUACAGCCGCUGGAGCGACAUAGAUUUCAGCAAAAUUCCACAAGCCCCAGAACUCUCUCAUUGUAUUCCUGAGAGUAAAUCGAGUAAAAGCGAGGAGGCUUUGGUGGAUGGCUUGAACGGACUGUUCACGUGAAAGUGUGCCUCUUUUGAUUUUCGUUAUAUGAUCAUUUUUAACUAUUGUUUAUUCAGCUCUUUUAUUUUU
This is a messenger RNA of Selaginella moellendorffii, 702 nucleotides long. Its product is annotated as dual specificity protein phosphatase 1B. Bases 1 to 633 code for a protein of 210 amino acids. The transcript is spliced from 5 exons. NCBI's taxonomy places the organism in Eukaryota, Viridiplantae, Streptophyta, Lycopodiopsida, Selaginellales, Selaginellaceae. The record is from RefSeq and is a predicted model, not a curated record. Gene Ontology annotation, biological process: protein dephosphorylation. Gene Ontology annotation, molecular function: protein tyrosine/serine/threonine phosphatase activity.